UAGUCAGAGAAGGCAGAGGAUGGAAGAAUCUAACUGGACCAUGGACUCUGACCAAGUGAUUUUUUCCCCCCAAGAGAGCUAAGUCCUGUAUCUCCAAUAUGGAAGUGGAGAACCAGACCCAGGUCACCAAGUUCAUUCUGGUGGGGUUCCCUGGGAACUGGGGCAUGCGGGUAGCAGUGUUCCUGAUGUUCCUCAUGGUCUAUACUCUGACAGUGGCCGAAAAUGUGGUCAUUAUCCUGCUGGUGCAGCAAAACCAGCCACUGCACAAACCUAUGUACUUCUUCCUGGCCAACCUGUCUUUUUUGGAGACCUGGUACAUCUCUGUGACUGUGCCUAAGUUGCUAUUUAGUUUCUGGUCUGUGAGCAACAGUAUCUCCUUCACUCACUGCAUGAUACAACUUUACUUCUUCAUUGCCCUCAUGUGCACAGAAUGUGUGCUCCUGGCUGCCAUGGCCUAUGACCGCUAUGUGGCCAUCUGCCGUCCAUUCCACUACCCCACCAUUAUGAGCCACAGGCUUUGCUUCCAUUUGGCUCUUGGCCCCUGGGCCAUUGGCUUUGGCAUCUCCUUGGCUAAGAUUUACUUCAUCUCUCGCCUCAGCUUCUGUGGCCCCAAUGUCAUCAAUCACUUCUUCUGUGACAUCUCUCCAGUACUUAACCUCUCCUGCACAGACAUGUCUGUAGCUGAGCUGGUGGACUUCAUCCUGGCGCUGGUCAUCUUUCUCUUCCUCUCUAUCACUGUCCUGUCCUAUGGAUGCAUCCUGGCCACCGUUCUGCAUAUGCCCACCGGAGAGCAGAAAGCAUUCUCUACUUGUGCCUCCCACCUCGUGGUGGUCACCAUCUUUUAUUCAGCCACGAUUUUCAUGUAUGCCAGACCCCGAGCCAUCCAUGCCUUCAACAUGAACAAAGUGAUUUAAUUCUAUGCUGUUGUCACCCCUGCUCUCAACCCUUUCAUUUAUUGCCUAAGGAGCAGAGAGGUCAAAGAGGCUCUGAAGAAACUGGUCUAUUGCCAAGCUAUGCAAUCGGACUAG
Mirounga angustirostris (Northern elephant seal) is the source of this 1028-nucleotide messenger RNA. RefSeq names its product olfactory receptor 6B1. Gene Ontology annotation, biological process: G protein-coupled receptor signaling pathway. Gene Ontology annotation, cellular component: membrane. The record is from RefSeq and is a predicted model, not a curated record. Gene Ontology annotation, molecular function: olfactory receptor activity; G protein-coupled receptor activity. NCBI's taxonomy places the organism in Eukaryota, Metazoa, Chordata, Mammalia, Carnivora, Phocidae.